Oncorhynchus mykiss (rainbow trout) is the source of this 4505-nucleotide messenger RNA. The record is from RefSeq and is a predicted model, not a curated record. NCBI's taxonomy places the organism in Eukaryota, Metazoa, Chordata, Actinopteri, Salmoniformes, Salmonidae.
AUCAUCUGAAACACCGUUCGACGGCUACCAUGGUUACAACAUCACUUUGUGCUGAACGUCACCACUUCUUGUGGCUAACGUUGUGCACAUAACAUUUUGAGGAGGCGUUCUUUGUGACAUUGUUCAAUCAAGUAAAAACGAGAAAACGGAUAAAUGGACCGUGGGUCGAAGCACAGGCAGGUGAAGCCUCUGGCUGCCUCUCUGCUGGACGCCUUAGAUUAUGACAGCUCAGACGACAGUGAUUUCGAAGUGGGAGACGCAGAUGCCUCAGGGUCAGAGGGUAGUGCCAUUGGGAGUGAUGAGGAGGGGUCCAAGGAGGAGAGCGCUGCUGAGGACUCUGAAAACGACAGCGACUCUGACAACAUCGGCUCUGCAAUGGACGGUGAGGAACAGACCAAGGAGCUGACAGGUGACGACACCCCCACAGAGGAAGAGGAGAGGACCAAGGAAGAGCAGCCGUCCUCUGACACUAGCACCACCACCACUAAAGACCCUGCUCAAUCAGGGGUGCCCAAGGGCCGACGGAGGAGAGAGGAGAAGGCCUCGGACACAGAGGCUGGGAGUGGAGGAAGCGAGAGUGGCACAGGUCGUGGUAAUGUGGGUAGUGGUAAUGUGGUAGUGGUAAUGCGGAGGACGGCCGCGACACAGGAGCCCAAGAAGUGGAACCUGCGUUGUAAACGCCCUAUGCUGGACUUCACCACCAUGGAAGAGCUCAACGAGAUGGACGACUACGACAGCGAAGACGACAAUGACUGGAGGCCCACCUCCGGCAAGAAGAAAGCCAAGACGGCGGCCACUCAGAGAGGAGGAAGCGAGGGAGAGGAGGAGGCGGAGGAGGAAGAUGACGACGGAGGGAGCGGUAGUGAGGAUGAUGACAACGAUGGUGGUGAUGAUGAAGAUGAGAACGAAGAAGGGAGCAGUAGCGACAGUGAUAAAGAGGUGAAGAAACCCAAUAAGAAAGUGAUAAGCAGCAGUGUGUUUGACAAGGAGCUGACCAAUGACAGCAUGUCACAGGGAAAGAGCAACAAGGAUGCCCUGCUGGAGCGUGCCCAGGUGUGGAGCGCGGUGGCCCAGAGGAUGGAACACAUCCUGAUCUGCUGCGUGUGUCUGGGAGACAACAGCGAGGACGCUGACGAGAUCAUCCAGUGUGACAACUGUGGUGUGACUGUACACGAAGGUUGCUAUGGAGUGGACGGUGAGAGCGAUUCCAUCAUGAGUUCUGCCUCGGAGAACUCUACGGAACCGUGGUUCUGUGAUGCCUGCAAGAACGGAGUCACGCCCAGCUGUGAGCUCUGCCCCAAUCAGGACGGGAUCUUCAAAGAGACUGACGCUGGGAGAUGGGUCCAUGUGGUUUGUGCGCUCUACGUCCCUGGAGUAGCGUUUGGGGACAUUGAUAAACUACGACCAGUGACUCUCACAGAGAUGAACUACUCCAAGUAUGGGGCCAAGGAGUGCAGUUUCUGCGAGGACACCCGGUUCGCCCGCACAGGCGUGUGUAUCAGUUGUGAUGCUGGCAUGUGCCGAUCCUACUUCCAUGUGACCUGUGCUCAGAGGGAGGGGCUUCUCUCCGAGGCAGCUGCGGAGGAGGACAUAGCUGAUCCCUUCUUUGCGUACUGUAAGCAGCAUGCGGACCGCUAUGACAGGAAGUGGAAGAGGAAGAACUACCUGGCUCUCCAGUCCUACUGCAAGGUGUCUCUACAGGACAAAGAGAAGCAGUUGGCCCCCGAGGCACAGAACCCCUGGCAGGCCCGUAUUACCACCCGGCUGCAGCAGUACCGGUCCAGGGCAGAGCUGUCCCGUAACACCCGGCCCCAGGCCUGGGUCCCCCGGGAAAAGCUGCCGCGACCCCUGACCUCCAGCGCCUCCGCCAUCAGGAAACUCAUGAGGAAGGCUGAGCUCAUGGGCAUCAGCACGGACAUCUUCCCCGUAGACACGUCAGACAUCAGCGCCAGUGUGGACGGACGCAGGAAACACAAGCAUCCCGCCCUCACUGCAGACUUCGUCAACUAUUACCUGGAGAGGAACAUGAAGAUGGUGCAGAUCCAGGACAAUAUCUCUGAGCAGAAGAGCCUCAAAGACAAGCUGGAGAGUGAGCAGGAGAAGCUGCACGUCGACUACAACAAGCUGUGUGAGUCUCUGGAGGACCUGCAGAAUGUCAACGGUGUUCUGAGGAGUGAGGGCCAGGUCAUAUGGAUCAUGCUGGGAGGAAUCCUAGGACAGAAACUGAACUCCCCGUCGGUCCUGAAAGCCCCUAAAGAGAGGAAGCCCAGCAAGAAGGAGGGAGGAGCUCCUGGGAAGUCCUCCAACCUACCAGCUGUCCUCUACAGCUGUGGGAUCUGUAAGAAAAACCAGGACCAGCAUCUCCUGCUCCUGUGUGACACCUGCAAGCUCUACUACCAUCUGGGCUGUCUGGAGCCUCCGCUGACACGCAUGCCCAAGAAGACCAAGAACAGCUACUGGCAAUGUUCAGAGUGUGACCAGGCCAGUAGCGAUGAUGCCGACAUUGCCAUGGAGACCCUGCCCGACGGCACCAAAAGGUCUCGGAGACAGAUUAAAGGACCAAUCAAAUUCAUCCCUCAGGAGAUGUCCCCAGAGCCCAAGAAACGAGAUGUGAGGGGCACGGUUAUUGUCCUGCUGAAUGGUGGAUUUGUCUCCCAGUGUCUAUUGGAAAGCAGACUGAACCAGAGAACCAGAGGGCAGAAGAGGAAGAGGGUGUCCGUCUGUGAAGAAGAAAAGUUUGAGGUGCAGGAACCGGCUCUACGGGAGCGGCAUCAGCGCCAGUCUGCGAUGCAGAAGAAGACACCUAAAGCAGACGACACCAGGACCGACUGUACAUCCUGCAAAGGACCUGGGGACAACGAGAACCUCGUCAGGUUGUGAGAGCCGGGGCAGACACCUCUCCUCACCUCCCCACACCUUGACACAGCUGGACAGAUGAGAGAGAGAAGCAGACCUUUGGCUUAGAGGCAGAGAGGGACUUAAUUACGUGGAAGAAUGACAGCGGCGGUGUGGGAUCAGAUGGCCAUCUUUGACCUUCCAACCACGGUCUUCUUCGUGACCCAAAUUGGGCCUUCUACUGGCCGUCCAAUUAAAAUUGAGGGAGAGAGGCAGAAAUGGAAAUUAACUUUGAUGAAUUCUAAAAUACUUGUUGAAAUUAGCAAAUUAAGUUUUGGAAGGUUCAGUAUUACUGAACUGGUCAUUCUUGGAAGAAACAACAGGCCCUUUAUGAUCAUCACUGCCAACUCUAAGAGUCCAUCUCUAAGGACUAAGGUCUAUCUAGAGUAAGGAGUGAUUCUGAAACUGAACAAUAUUACUAGAAGCAUCUCAUUGGUUACCUGUCUGUCUGCUCCUCUCUAUUCCUCUAACAAUGGUGCUUCUUCUCUUCCCCUUUUUUGUCUCCCUUGUUCCCUUUUCUGUUUCUCUACCCCUGUCUCUUCACUCUCUCCUCAGCCCCCUUCCCUCUCUCAUCCAUUCUAUGUUGGCACUUCACUCCUUUGACCUCCCUAAGCAUCUUAUCACCACAUCCAAUCAGUUGUAUUGACUCGAGUCAUUUGUGGUCCAAUCACAUAGUGUUUUCCUCAGUAAAGGCCUUUAAUUGGAGAUGCACUUGAACUUAAGCUCUCAUCAUCUUCUUCUAGUGUUGUCGUCAAGUAGAACUUUCUAGAGUAGAGGAAAAGUAGUGAUUUUUAGUAGAAUGAUUUUCCUUUCUGGUGUUUGAGAAUUACUGUAAGUAGCUGCUUAGAUAAGGUUUAACAUAUUGAAAAAUAGCAACAUUCGUAGUAAUGGUUAUUGUAACUUCUAAUGUGAAUGUGUGUGUACAGUAGGUUUUUAGUAUCCCUUCCUUCCUCUCUUUAAUAUUUUUAAAGUGACAGUUUAACUCUGAGUUCUAUUGGAAGUGUGUGUGUGCACGCGCCUCCCCAGUGCCCCAUAGUGAGUGCUGUCAACUGAGCAGCUGCCAUGUGGUCUGUCUGUCAGGGUCCUUGACAGAAGUGUCACAGUUUGCCCUCACAUGUCACUCCUCCGCUCAUCUCCCCCAUCCCAGGACCCUCUAUGUCACUACUCCUCUCUUCUGCCCAUCUGUCUGGGGACCCUAUAUCCAUGGCUCUGGGAGCUGCCAAACCUCACAUAAUGCUUAGGUCCACUGGAAAAUCUGCUGAGGAAAUAAAUAUGGUGGUUUGGUAGUUUUCCUGUGAAGAUUAGAGAUGCCUGUACAGUUUGACCUGGUCACUCACCACGUCAUGUCACCCCCACGAGCCCUCAUCCUUCUCAUCCUCUUCCGUCUCCUCAACAAAAAUUAGAGGAUAGCCUCUAGCUAACCUUACUACAUCUAACCAGCUAACCCUACUACAGCUAACCAGCUACCCUACUACAGAUAACCCUACUCCAGCUAACCCUAAUGCAACUAACCCUACUGCAGUUAACCCUACUUUCAGCUAAUUCUAUUCCAAUUAACCCUACUAAAGCCAACCCUACUACAGCCAACCCUACUCCAACUAACCCUACCC